UAAUUAAACGAAAGUUUACUUGGCCGGCUUCUAUUAAGAAAGUUGUCAGGUAGUUUAGUAAAAUGUCUGGAAAAUUUGAAAAAGUUGAUUAUAGACAGAUAUGCAGUGAAAAAACCCUUCAGUCGAACUCAAAAGGGUUUUUCCUGGAUUUUGCUGAUUUUGUCGCUCAAGAAGUCGGUGAUACAUGGAUUCAAAAUUGUUUUGGCAAGUUGCAAACAGAUGCUGAAAGGAUAAGAUGCAUUUAUCAAUCAAACGAGAUUAAAGAUCAUGUUCAAAAUUUUCUCUCCAACGUUAAAGAAGUAUAUAGGCCCAAAGAUGCAGAAUUUUCCCAAAAAAGGCGCUUGGAAGCAGAUGAGCUGAUGGCACAGAACGAUUUUAAACAUGCUUUAAUGCUAUAUUCUCAAAGUGUUUUGAGGGCACCAAAUACCCAUAAAAAUCCUGAAAUCGACUCAGGGCUGACGUUAUCUCUAGGACUUUGGGGACGUGCCCAGGCUCUUAUGAAAUUAAAAAAAUAUUCUAGUGCUCUCUGUGAUAUUAAAGAAGCUUUAAAAGAAUAUUUACCAGACACAAAUAAGUCUAAGGCUUAUUGGUUGAUGGGAGUGUGCAAUGAACUACUUGGAGAAAAGAAUAAGGCUGAUGUUGCAUAUAGUUUAACAGAAAAAAUGAUGGAUUCAAAUAGUUUAGUGGAGCUUCAAGAAGAACGAAAGCAGCUAGUAACCUCUAAUGAAAGCAAGCAGCAAUUACAAGAAGCCAGAAAGCAAAAGCCUGUUUUGGAGAGCCCAAGCAAAGAUCUUUCAAAUGCCAGUAAAAAAUUAACAAUUAAAACGUCAUCAGACUUAGGAAGGUACGUGGUAGCCAACGAAAACAUCUCUGCAGGAGAAACUUUGGUAGUAGAACCUCCUUAUGCAGCAUGUCUUCUACCUAAAAUGUUUGGCAGUAAUUGUCAUCAUUGUUUCUUAAGCUUGGAAGCACCCUAUGGUUGUCCACAUUGUUCCAGUGUAGCAUUUUGUAGUCAGAAUUGUAGAGACGAAGCUGUAUCUACAUACCAUCAGUACGAAUGCAAAUACCUCGAUUUACUUAUAGGAUCUGGCAUGAGCAUAUUGGCACAUACUGCCUUAAGAAUGAUGACGCAGGCUGGUUUGGAAAAAAGUUUAGAACUUUUUAAAAAUAGAAACAAAGAAAAGCUAUUUGAACUAUGCACAAAUGCGCAUUUAAGAUCUUCUGAAGACUUUCUGCAAAGGACUCUAAUGGCAGCUUUCUUGUUAAGAUGUCUUCAAAAAUCAGACUUUUUUAAGUCGGCCAGUAGUAAUGUGAUUCCAUUAGAGGAGGAAUACCAGAUUGGAGAAAUGCUGCUAUUUAAUCUGCAAAUGCUUCAAUUUAAUGCUCAUGAAAUAUACGAGACUUGGCACAGUAAUCUACGUAGAGUCAGAGGUUCAAAGACAACUUACAUCGGUGUGGCUGUUUAUCUAACAGCUUCUCUCUUUAAUCAUGAUUGUUUUCCCGCUUUGUCCAGACACUUCGUAGGCAAAAAUAUUAUAUUGACUUCAACAAGACCUUUAAAAUCUAACGACAUAGUUCCAGAAAAUUAUGGUCCUAUAUUUACAAGAAAAACAUUAGAAGAACGCAAGAAGUCCUUGUCAGCACGUUAUUGGUUUGAUUGUCAGUGUAUGGCAUGCCAACAAGACUGGCCUGCUAUUGGAAAGGGGCUGGAGAGCGUUAGCAAGAGAUUAAGAUGUAUAUCUGACAACUGCGAUCACUGUUUCACACUUCCACUUCCCAAAGAAGUGGUUGAUUGUCCCAAAUGUAAGAAGAGUGUAGAUCUAUCAAAAAGGAACCUGCUUUUAAAAUGGUGUGAAGAGCAGUACCAGGCUGCUUUCGAGUUAAUGGAUCAAGAUGACACUAAAAAAGCGAUUGAUAUUUUGUGCAUUACUAUUGACGCAUUUUAUAAAAUAUCAGCUCCACCCCAUAAGGAGACACAUUUGGCCGAAGAAAUGUUAAGAAUAUGCCUUGCCGAUUCAGGAAAUACCAGGGAAAUUGUUACAAAAUAAAAUAAAUAUUAUGCUAUAAUCAAAUAAUUUAUUUAAAGAGUUGUGUGUGAACAAUCAGGUGUCAACUCAACUUCAUAAAUGGAUUGUUUGUGUUUCUUUAAAGGAUAAUCAGGACCGCAUGUUUCGAAAUCAACAUCUACAAAUAAUUUUUAACAAUUAAUUAAAUAUAUAUAAGGGCUAUUUA
Anthonomus grandis grandis is the source of this 2232-nucleotide messenger RNA. RefSeq names its product SET and MYND domain-containing protein 4 (gene Smyd4-2). NCBI's taxonomy places the organism in Eukaryota, Metazoa, Arthropoda, Insecta, Coleoptera, Curculionidae. The record is from RefSeq and is a predicted model, not a curated record. The transcript has 9 exons. The coding region runs from base 63 to 2048 and encodes 661 amino acids. Gene Ontology annotation, molecular function: protein binding.